Molecule: messenger RNA, 2687 nt
Organism: Eupeodes corollae
Lineage: Eukaryota; Metazoa; Arthropoda; Insecta; Diptera; Syrphidae
Exons: 2
Coding region: 202-1965 (587 amino acids)
Source: RefSeq, a predicted model, not a curated record
ACCGCAAAAAAAAAUACUAAUUUUCUAUCAAACCGUCAUAAGUUUAACUAUGAAACUGACAUCAAGAGGGCGUAAGUGUCGUUUUGUAUUUAUGGUAACAUCCCUGAUCGUUUUUCCAGCAAAAUGACUUUUUCUUAGUUUUGUCUCAGUCUUCACUGUGAGUGGUUGUGUUUGUUCCUGGAGUUAAGUCAUAACUAAAAAAUGUCAGACUGCACCGAAACAAAGCGAUUGCCUACUCGAUCAGAAUUGCUUGUUAAGCUGGCACGCAGUAAAAAUAAGAACAGUACACAAGAAUGGACAAUUUCUAGUCAUGAAAACCCAUCAUAUCAAAAUGUCCCGCAACAUUUUUGCAAUACGAGUGUAACCGUCGAAAAAACUGUACCAUCUCUUGGCUGCGACUGUGACUUAUCUACAAAAUUAGCCUGUACAGCUAUGGAGCACAAUACAGCUUCUGGAAGCCUUCAGUUGAAUUCACAUACCCCAAAUUUCGAUGAAAAAACUUCUGUUCCAGGAUGUAGUAGCACCAUCACCAGUGGCUUUCGUUUAAUAACCAGUAAUCCUCAAAGUGACUUAUCCUCAGACUCAACAUCAGAUUCCGAACUUGGAGACUUUUCAGCAGAUGAUGACUGCAAAGAUCCAAAUUACUGUACAAGUGGAUCAUCGGGAACUUCGGAUGAUUUGCAACCAUCAAGUCCGACACCAACACCAGUUGAAAUAGAUUCCACCGAAAAAGAAAAGCCCAGCUCCCGAAAAAGGAAAAAUCGUAAAAACGAAUGGACAAGAACUAAAGCAAAGAUUGCAAGAAACUUUGGAAAAUCGUAUGUUUCUAGUUCCAAAACUCAUAGAAUAAUUGAAGAAAGAAAGAUGGGUCCUGCGUGUAAUUGCCGUCUUGGGUGUUCAUCGAAAAUAAAUGAAGAGAACAGAUUAAAAUUAUUCAGCAAAUACUGGGAAUAUGGAUGUUCAGAAAAACAACGAAACUUUAUUGCAGCUUCAAUGAUUGAAAUAAAACCUAAAUACAGGUAUACCCGAGUACGAGUUGAGGAAGGUUCUACUUCCAAUACCAGAAAGCCUCGACAAAACAACAAUGCAUUUUAUUUCAACAUUGAAAACUCAAGAAUUAGAAUCUGCAAAACUUUCUUUAAAUCAACUCUGGGAAUUAACGACAGGCCUAUUAGAACUGUGCUAGAUAAAAAACACCAAUAUGUCACUAAUAUGGUCGAAUCUGAUUUAAGGGGUAAGCACACCCCUUCGAAUAAAACUAAUGACAGUAUCCUUAAAGGAAUUAAGGAUCAUAUUGAUCAAAUACCACGCAUUCCAAGCCAUUAUUGCAGAGCAAACUCAAAUAAAGAGUACGUUGAUGGAAGUAUGAGUGUUGCGGAGAUACACCGAAACUACGUUGAACAGUGCAGAGCUGAAAAAGUCCCUUUUGCAAAGUAUAAAAUAUUCCACCAAGUAUUCGUGAAUAACUACAAUAUAGCUUUUCACCAUCCUAAGAAAGACCAAUGUGAGGACUGCAUUGGUUUUGAAAAUAGCGAAAAUAAAGAACAUCUGCAAGAAAAGUAUGAUGAACACUUGGCAGAGAAAAUACUUUCUAGGGAGGAAAAAGAAAGGGACAAGGAAUCUGCAAAUGAAACCAAUAUCGUGGCUGUUUAUGACCUGCAGGCUGUUCUCCAAUGUCCCAAAGGAGAGUCAAGUAAUUUUUAUUACGUAUCGAAGCUUAACAUUUUCAACUUUACCAUCUGUCAGCUGAAGAGCAAGGAAGUUAACUGCUUCGUAUGGCACGAGGGCGCGGCCGGAAGGGGAGCAAAUGAAAUCGGUUCUUGUGUUUUCAUGUACCUCAAAAGCCUCCAAGAAAACUCAACUCAAUCGUUUGAUGUCGUGUUUUACUCCGACAAUUGCUGUGGACAGCAAAAAAAACAAGUUUAUGAUUGCAUUGUAUGCUUAUGCUGUUCAAAUAUUUCCUAAUUUGAACAGCAUAACCCAUAAAUAUUUGAUUAAAGGACAUACCCAAAACGAGGGCGAUUCAGCCUAUUCUGUCAUUGAGCGUGCCGUAAAAACAACUUUAAAAUCUGGAUCGAUUUACACUCCUGACCAAUACAUUACCAUUAUUCGCACAGCUAAGAAAACUGGAAAACCAUUCUUAGUUAAUGAGCUAGACCAGGCAUCUUUCUUUGACUUAAAAGCCUUAUCUUUGCGAAUUGGAUUAAACUACAGUAUGGAUGACCAAAAAAAUAAAAUUAAAAUGACUGAUAUGAAAAUAAUGAAAUUUGAAAAAGAUUCACCUGGGAUUUAUUAUGUCAAAACGUCAUACGCCGAUAAGGAAUUUCGCCGCAUUCAAAUCAGAUUAAACACCAGGUCUUGCGAACCCAUUCCCAACAUCCUUCUAGAGACAUUACAAAAUUCUGAUAAAGGUAUAUCUUCAACGAAGAAAGAAGGGCUUUUAAAACUCUUCGAAAAAAAUCAAAUUCCAGGAUUUUAUAAAGAUUUUUACUUGAAAUUGAAAAGUUAUUAAGUUCGAUAGGUGUUGAAAAAAAACUCGUACAAAAAUCGUGAAUUAAGUUUUUGAUAUUAUUAAUAAGGAAAUGACUUUUUGUUACCAUGUAACUACAUACUUAUUCAAUGAAGUUCCUAUAUUUUUUUAUUUUUUAUUAUAAAUUACUUAAUAAUAUUUGAAGUUGUCUCUACAA